Molecule: messenger RNA, 3129 nt
Organism: Diatraea saccharalis (sugarcane borer)
Lineage: Eukaryota; Metazoa; Arthropoda; Insecta; Lepidoptera; Crambidae
Source: the annotation of a GenBank genome assembly
AUGGGUGACGUCGUGUUAUUGUGGCAGUCUAUACUGGUGCGGUGGGAGGCACCUGGGCAACGGUGGCAGCACGGCGCCCUCACUGGUUACAAGGUGCGGUACCGCGCCGCCCGCAGGAAGCCCGCCUCGCUCACCACGCCCGCCGAUACUACCAGGGCGCUGCUACGCGCCGAUCCCAACACCCAGUACCAGGUACACUCGUCUGUUUCAACUGUAAUUCUUACUGCACUGUUUUUAAGCGAGUGGGUGACCGCCGCCACGCCGCGCCGCCCGCGACACGACGCCGCCGCCGUGCCGCCGCGCCCGCCGCCGCUCACUACUCGCGCCGGCCGUGAUUGGAUCUCAGUGUGGUGGGACACAGAGAAGGAGACGGAGGCGGAGGAGGCGUGGGGCUGGGUGCUGGGGUGGGGAUUGGGUGUCCCGGACACGGCGUCCCGGGAACUCCCGCCCGGGACACACUCGCACGUCAUCCGGGGACUCAAGUCUAACGAGGAGUACGUGAUAUCAUUGCGUGGUUCUAACGCGUUGGGCCUGGGCCCGGCCGGGUACGCGACGGUCCGCACGCGGCCGCCGCCCGCGCACGACGCCGCCGACGAUGACGACGACGUUGAUGACGCGGAUGAUGACGAUGAUGACGACGAGCGACUAGUGAUAAUGUUGAGCGGCACGACAGCCGUGGUAUACUGGACGGACCCUACACUACCUAAAGGACAGACUGCUACGGAUGGACGUCGGUAUGUAGUGAGAUGGACGACGCAGGGCUCGCGGCCGCACACCUACAACGCUACAGACCUCAACUGCAUGAUAGACGAACUUAAGCCAAACACACAUUACGAAUUCGCCGUCAAACUCAUACGUGGCGGUCGUGAGUCGCAGUGGUCGAUGAUAGUGUCGAACACGAGUCUGGAGGCGCCCCCCGCGUCGGCUCCCCGCGACCUGCGUGCCUCUCCCCCGCCGCCCCCCGCGCCCCCCUCACGGUACGUCGAACUUGCCUGGAGCCCGCCCGCCAAACCCAACGGACAAAUCACAGGAUACGUGGUGAUGUACGCCAUCCAGCGUACUGGGGGUGGGGAGGAGUGGGCGGCGGUUUCAGUGGCGGGGGAACGCGGUAGGGCGCGGGUGGAGCGGUUGCGGCCUCGGACUUCGUACCUAUUCAAGGUUCAAGCCCGGAACAACAAGGGACUCGGCCCCUUCUGCACUCCCCUCGUUUAUACCACACCGCUCGAGUCCGGCGAGGGCGGAGGACUGGCGUCGGCGACAUCCGCGUGGCUGUGGGCUUCCGCGGGGGGCGCGUGUGCCGUACUGGCAUUAGCCGCAGCCCUCGCGCUCUCACUCUGCUGCCGCCGCGCCCCGCCCCUCUCCCCAGACACCAGGUGUGUAGUAUAUAUGUGACACGAGUAAAUAUACUUUUAGUCCGUUUCACAUAGAUUGGUUACUGGUGAUGGUUGUUAACAAAUCCAUUUCACGCAAUUUGUAUUUCCAAAUUAUUAAUAAUCAUCUUAUUAAAGAUAGUUUCAUUGUGUAUCUAUUAGAUCUUUAUUUAAAUUCGCAUAUUAAAAUUAUAUUGACCUCAUAAUCGAUUAUCUAUAUUAGAAAUGAACUCUAUAACAUCGAAUUUUUGUGUAUAGAUUUUUAUGAUCGCAUCACUAAAAGCUUCAUAUAAACGUACCCAUGCUAUGCAUGUGAAAAAGACUGGCCAUAAAUACUGUUAGAAAUAAAAAUAAACAAAAUAUUACUUUUGAAUUUCGAAUCUGUCAUUUUUGUAUGAAUGUUCAUUGUCUUUUCAAUUUUCACGUCAGUACAUUAUAAACUAUUUGGUAAUGUUAAAAUGGGGCGGGCACAUACCAGAAGUCGUCAGCGUCGGCGGGCAUCAAGCCGCCUGACCUGUGGAUACAUCACGACCAGAUGGAGCUCAAGCAUAUGGACAAGGGGAUACAUUCCAGCGCUAGUAAGAUAUCGGGUGGGAGUGGGGAGACCGGGCCACUGAUGUCAUCGACGCUGACCUUGGCGCGGCCGCCGCCGGCUCCUGGUGACUACGAGCCCGCUCGCCCCCGCCCUGCCUCCCUUGACCGUCGACACUACGUGCCCACAUACGUCGGUACGUAUACUCUAUCCGCCACGCCUCCUUUGACCGCCGCCACUACGUGCCCACAUACGUCGGUAGCGGCGCGUCGUGCAGCAGCGAUGACGCGUGCAUGUCUCGCGCCUCCCCCGCCUCACAACCAGCGUGCCGACGAUGCGACUAUAUACGUGAGUUAUACACACUACACUACAGACACUAAUACUUGUGUAGAGUAUAUAGUGUAUGCACAAGGUUUAAUUCUCUACGUUCUGAUAUGAGUAGGAGGGCGUGACGUCACGUGUUGUUUGCGGUCACGUGACGACGAGUAUAAUAUAUAUAUAUAUAUAUAUAUUUUUUUUCAUAAUUAAUUUAAGCAAUAUUUUAAAUAUAAUAAGCAUAUAAGUGUUAUUCUCGGUAAUCGCAUAUUAAACACUAACAGAAAAAAAUAUAUUUUCGUUUGCUGUAUACACCCAUAUGUUACAUCUAUAGAUUUAAUGUAUAAUCUAAAUUUUAAAAUGUAUAUCGGUAAUUACGUAUUAAGGUAAUGACGAUUUUAAUGGACUUUUGUGCAACUGGGAGCAAGUAAUAUAUUAUUAAUAUUUGUACGUGUGUCCGUAGCUAUGACGGGUGUGGGCGUGGGCGUGGGCGUGGGGUGCGCGGCCACGUGUGACCGCCGCCCGCACGCGCGACAUCCACUACCAGACCAGAGUACCCCGCUGCUGUCGAGCGUGGGUCCACUGGGCUCUCCACAGGCAUCGCUGGGCUCGCUCCACGCUCACCCAUCUCAUCCCCCGCCACCGACAUGUGGGUCGGCGGCAUGUCCGCUGGGGGCGGCAUGCGCGGCAGGGGGCGGAGCAGGGGGCGGGGACAUAUACGCGUGCGCAGCUAGAGAGAGAGGGCACUACGUGGCCUACGAACCACUAGGACACUACACGCAUCACUGUCCUAUGGAGCUGGAGCCGCUGACGCCGUCCAGGUCCACGGAGAGGCUGCACCGCGAGAUGCAGAACCUCGAGGGACUCAUGAAGGACCUCUCAGCCAUCACACAGCAACAGUUCCACUGCUAG